CAAAACACAUGAGCCACUUCCUCGAGUCAAGCAAGUCUUGUCCUGGAGGGGAAACAACUUGUAUUUGCUGCCCCAAAAAAAGUUGAGCCAACUUUGCCAGUGAUGAAGCCCCGCCGAUUCUUCAUUGCCACGAAAGGCUUUAUGGGAGAAACGACUGCAGGUGGAGAAGUGAAGGUAUCCAAAGGCAGCCUCUUGAGCCAAGAAGACCCCCAAAGAAACUCCCCAGAUGGAACAUUUUGUGCCAAGAUUGUGGACACAGAAAAGAUGGUCUGGGUGCCUCCGUGGGCCACUUGGGAACUGAGUGGGUCUCAGUCAGGUCUCCUGGAGGCGGUGACCAAUGGAGAUGAACGCCUGGCUCUCCUCAAACAAGAGCAGUUGAUGCGCCGGCUGAGCACCCUCCGGAAAGGGGACCGGGUCAAGGUCCAGAUCACAUCUGCCUCUGGGCGGAAAGUUCAGGGCAUCAUCCGAUACCGGGGACCCAUCGACAAGAGCAAGCAUGAUACGAGUGUCAUCUUUGGGGUGGAACUUGUGGGUUCUGCUGCUGGGGGAGGCUUCACUGAUGGUUCCUUCAAAGGCCAGAAGUUCUUCUCUUGCCGGGAAAACUGUGGCGUCUUUGUGCCUGCCAAUCGAAUUGAGCCAGACGACUCGCCGGAGGGCAGCCCACCAGCGCCUCUGAGAGACCGGAUCCGGGAAUGCGCUCGAAUCCAACUGACAUCAGGAGACCCCUUGUCCUCUCCAGGGUUGGAGAUUGGGGACCGUGUUUACUUCAGGAUGGAAGACAGCACCCCUACCGGCACUGUGGUGUACUGUGACCAUCUUCCCAAGAAAUUGGAAACCGGGGUCUUCGUGGGGAUUCUUUUGGACAAACCGGUGGGUUCAUGGGAUGGUCGCUUCAAAGACCAUGUCCUCUAUCGUAUGCCGUCUCCAGAGUUUGGGAUGCUUCUUCCAAUUUCUAAAGUAUUUAAAGAACAAGUCGAUAGAAGUCCUGAGAUAUUGGCCAACCAUUCACCCUCAUCCAUUUCAGAGGAAUAUGAGGAUUGCUUGUCCUUGUCAUCCAUCCGUUACCCUCCCAGGAUGGAGGAGUGUUCUCCAAAGGAAAUCCCAAGAGGAGCGCCUUCUGAUGAUCCACGGGGCUCCAAGAAGAAAGAAGUAGGAACUUUAGAGCUGAAACAGAAUGAAGAUGAAGAGGAAGAGGUGGAGGAAGAGGAUGAUGAUGAUGACAGUGAUGAGCAGUAUAACCACCAUCUCCUAGAGAUCAACUCUGUGGUGGAGGUUAACAAUCCACCAAUCUAUGGGGUGAUCCGCUGGAUCGGGAAGCCACCUGAUGUAGCUGAGACCAUUGCUGGGCUGGAGCUGGAGGAGCCACUAUCUUCCGGCUGUACCGAUGGGCAAUAUCGAGGGGUCCGCUAUUUCCACUGCCAGCCAAACAAAGCCCUGUUUGUCAAGCUACGGCGUUGUCGCCCUGAUUCCAGAUUCGGCGCUCUGCAGCAGCUAGAGAAUCCUGUUUUGCGAUGCAACUCCCUGGAUUUCCGUGUCUAUGCCAGUGCGCGAGUGGAAGAAGACACACCUCCACCUCCACUGGGUGAUGAGGCCAUGGAGCAUCUCUCAGGAUGGAAGAAGGGCAUUCAGGGGCAUUGCAAUUCCUGCUAUCUGGAUGCCACUCUUUUCUGUAUGUUCACUUUUACCUCUGUGCUGGAUUCAAUGCUCCUACGCCCGGCAGACAAGAACGAUGGGGAAUCUUACACUGAGACGCGAGAUCUGCUCCGAACAGAGAUAGUCAACCCUUUGCGCAAGAACGGGUAUGUCUGUGCUACCAAAAUCAUGGCUCUACGGAAGGCUUUGGAAAAAGCUGGACAUUCCUCAGGCUUCACCAGCGAGGAAAAAGACCCAGAGGAAUUUCUUACCCUUUUAUUCCGGGUACUGAAAAUGGAGCCUCUCUUUCAGAUCCGCUCGGCUGGUAAAGAUCCCCACGGCUGCAUCUUUUACCAAAUCUUUGUUGAGGACCACCCACCUCAAGUGGUGCCCACAGUGCAAGAGCUUCUGGAGGGGUCUUUGGUCACUGGAGACCUCAAGUUCACAGAGGCCCCUUCCUGCCUCAUCCUCCAGAUGCCACGGAAUGGAAAGAACUUCAAGGCCUUCCGCACCAUUCAGCCCAGCCUGGAACUUGACCUCACUGACCUCCUAGAAGAAACCCCUCGGGAGUGUUCGAUCUGCCAAGAAUUGGCUGUAAAUGAGUGUCUGGAUUGCUAUGGAGACCCUAGCUUUGGCAUUCGACGCAUCAAACAGUUCUGCAGGGUUUGCAGUCAGCAGGUCCACAAGCACCGAGCCCGCCGUGGCCACCAUCUGCGAACUCUGCAUCUGCCCAAGGAACUCUCCCAUUCCGCGUCUCUGCCAGAAAUAAUCCCCCGGCAGACCAUGCAGCUCUUUGGGGUCCUCUGCAUUGAGACCAGCCACUAUGUAGCUUUCACCUGCCAAGGCCCAGAUGUCCACCAGUGGCUCUUCUUUGACAGCAUGGCUGACCGUGAAGGUGGCCUGAAUGGCUUUAACAUCCCACGCGUCACGCCCUGCUCAGAGGUGGCAGAAUACUUAGAAAUGUCCCCAGAGGAGCUUCGGAGCCUGGACCCCAAAUCCUUGCCUGCUUGUGCCCGACGGCUGCUCUGUGAUGCCUACAUGUGCUUCUACCACAGCCCUUCACUUGGCCUCUACAAAUAAGAGCCCGGAUGGAAGAAUGUCACAAAUGCAAACUGUGGGACCCCAGGGAUCUCUCAUUGUCGACCUGGGGCCUUUGAUCAAAAAAUAUUUAUGUCCUGGAAUGGUAAACUAUCCAGAAAUAAGUGCUUCGGCUACAUGGGGGCCAUUUAUGGCUGAGGCCAGAUUGGGUUUGCCAAGUUCCUUAGGAUGGAGUUUUACAAAGCAUUUAAACCAGAAGUACUUUCACAGUACAGGUUUGCUGGCGCAUGUAGAGAAAUCAGCUAAUGUGUGUGUGUCAACUGUAAAAUAAGAUGCAUGAAACUGAUUGGUCAGGUUAUGACUGCGGAACAGGCUGAGCCUGGGAUUUUGGUUACUGCUGCAUUUUUGUUCAGGCUUGAGCUAUGCGGAUUGAGAGAGAAAAAUAGAAGAAGGGAGAGAGAGAGAGAGAGACGGUGUGGUGUGUGCUCACACUUCAUGACCUGCUGAAGUUUGUCCAACAUGGACAAAAAACCCAUUUUAAAUCUCUCAUAAAAGGACAUAAUGUGAGCUGUUGCAACUGAUCACAUUGUAUAUAUGUCGUUCUGAACUACAAAGCGUAAACUACUUGUUCUUUGUAUUGUUGAUUGGAACUAGGAAAAAGGGUUUAUAAAAUGCUGUGCCCAUCAGCCAUAGCAGAGCACCUGAUGAACCAACCUGGACACAGCAUUUUAUUUGAGAACACAGAAAUGCUGAACCACUCUCACAACCACCAUGUCAGAUUACACAGAGAACCACUGAAAUACACAAGCAGCUGAACAAUUUCAACAGAAAGGAAGAAACCAUGAAAAUGAACAAAAUCUGGCUACCAGUAUUAAAGGACUCAAAAAUCACAACAGCAAAACAACAGAGGGGAAACAAACAGGCACAUAAAAUCACUCUCAACAAGGGAUUCCCCCCGGGCACUUCCAAGCCUUUGAAUGCUAAUCAAGGUGAUCAGCUGAAACAUUCACAUCUAGCCCCAGCAAACAAAAGUCCUUUGUCUCACCCUGAUCAUUCCACAGAUAUAUAAACCCUUUUUCCUACUUCCAACAGACCUCACUACCUCUGAGUAUGCUUGCCAUAGAUGCAGGCGAAAUGUCAGGAGAGAAUGCCUCUAGACCAUGGCCAUAUAGCUCGAAAAAACCUACAACAACCCACUACUUGUUCUUUAUUAUUCAUCUGUGUGGCAUGUUUUCUUUCUCUGGCAAGGCAGAGUGUGGGCUGAUCAAAUGUGAACUACACGUGGUUUAUUUUACAUUAUGCCACAAGGUUGAGCAUCCUUCCAACAUUCUCCAAAAUGGUCUGCAUGGCUGGCUGAGAGGGUCACACUUUGGCUUUUUGAUGAUUCCAUGUACAUGGGCUUUUUUUCAUACAAAACGUUGUUAAAAAACAUUGUGUAUACAUCUA
Molecule: messenger RNA, 4116 nt
Organism: Anolis sagrei ordinatus
Lineage: Eukaryota; Metazoa; Chordata; Lepidosauria; Squamata; Anolidae
Product: ubiquitin carboxyl-terminal hydrolase CYLD-like
Biological process (GO): protein K63-linked deubiquitination
Cellular component (GO): cytosol
Molecular function (GO): K63-linked deubiquitinase activity; cysteine-type deubiquitinase activity
Source: RefSeq, a predicted model, not a curated record